Molecule: messenger RNA, 757 nt
Organism: Gadus morhua (Atlantic cod)
Lineage: Eukaryota; Metazoa; Chordata; Actinopteri; Gadiformes; Gadidae
Gene: lyrm4a
Product: LYR motif containing 4 a
Exons: 3
Coding region: 85-354 (89 amino acids)
Biological process (GO): iron-sulfur cluster assembly
Cellular component (GO): L-cysteine desulfurase complex; mitochondrion
Source: RefSeq, a predicted model, not a curated record
UGUUUUUCUACGGUGGCCGCUAUAGGGCAUGUUACAUCACCAAAAAUCUGACCAGAAAUAAGAAACGAAGACGAAGCGGUCAGCAUGGCGUCCUCCAGCCGAACUCAGGUUAUUGCGUUGUACCGAAUGUUGAUCAAAGAGAGCAGCAAGUUCCCUUCUUACAACUUCAGAAACUACGCUCUCCGCCGGAUAAAGGAUGGUUUCAGGGAGAAUAAGCAUGUGGACAACCCUAAAAGUAUGGACCAGCUUCUGACCAGGGCUAGAGAGAGCCUGGCUCUGAUCAAGAGACAGGUGUCUGUCGGUCAGAUGUACAGCAGCCAGAGGACCAUAGUGGAGGGACUUGGAGCUCGGUGAAGUCUGGACAUCACCGGCCUCACUGACAAUCUGGAGUCUACGAUGCAAUACGAGUCUAUUAUGCUAUUCGACCCAUGAUAUAGGAGUUUUUGCAACCGUCCAAUAGUCCAAAUAAGUCUCUUUUGCACAACUGAGCUAUAAUUCCAGUUUUAUAACGGUAUGCACUCAAAAGAAACUUAGUUCAAUUAGCCUCUGACUCACAGCCAUACAGUCUUAUUAAAUUGUUAAAGCUGAAUAUCUGAGUGGUACAGGUUUGGAGUGGCACUGAUCCAACAUAUUGGUGUAUAUCAACAGUUGUAUUUUUGGACCAGAAGGUUAAAUGCAAAAUGUAACUGAUGUGAAGCGGAAUCUGUCAGUUCGUGAAAUGUGAGUAAUUGUGAAUAAAACUGUUACAAUAAUCAGA